AUGAAGGCUUCCCUUAUCACUGUCAUCGCUGCUUUGGCCUCUUCGGCCAUGGCUGCCCCUGCUGGCGGUCUCUCUGAUGUCAGUAUCCUCAAGGAGGCUACAUCCACCACCUAUGCUAUUCCCGCAGCAUCCCCAGCCCCCUCUUCUGGUGCCAGCGGCCACAUUGUUCAGGAUGCUGGCCAUGGUGUGAACCAGGUUCUCACCGUCACCGGCCCUAACGCGAAGAAGCUCCUCAUUGAGCUUAGCCCCCGUGUUGCUGGCCUCCUCUCCGGUCUCGGCCUUCCUGGUGUUGGCGUCUCUGUCGGUGAGAUUGUCAAGACGGCUGCUUCGGUCGGCGACCUGAUCAAGGACCUUGGCCCAGCUGUCGACGGCCUUCUGACUGUCGUCAGCAAGGACGGUAGCGCUCUUUUGAUCAAGCUGUCUUCUGACGUCGCUGGCCUUCUCUCUGGUGUCGGUCUUCCUGGCGUCGGUAUUCCCGUUGGCAACAUUGUCGCCACCCUUGGUGAGAACCUGAAGCGCUCCGCCGAUGGCCAGCUUGUUCAGGACGUUGCUCCCAAGGUGCAAGAUGUCCUCGAGGUCACCGGCACCGAUUCCAAGCGUCUCCUCAUCCAGCUCAGCCCCUCUGUCGCAUCUCUCCUCGCCGCACUCGGCCUCCCUGGAGUCGGUACCUCCGUUGGCCAGAUCAUCAAGACCGCCGGUAACGUCGGUGACCUUCUUAAGGACCUCGGCGAGCCCGUCAAGAACCUCCUCACUGUCGUCGCCCAGGAUGGCUCUUUCCUUCUCAUCAAGCUCUCCCCUGAUGUUGCAGGCCUUCUCACUGGUCUCGGUCUGCCUGCUCUGGGCACUUCCGUGGGCAGUGUUGUCGCUACUCUUGGCGCCAGCCUGUAA
This is a messenger RNA of Aspergillus bombycis, 888 nucleotides long. RefSeq lists its product as uncharacterized. The record is from RefSeq and is a predicted model, not a curated record. The transcript has a single exon. Lineage: Eukaryota; Fungi; Ascomycota; Eurotiomycetes; Eurotiales; Aspergillaceae. The coding region runs from base 1 to 888 and encodes 295 amino acids.